Molecule: messenger RNA, 2320 nt
Organism: Drosophila bipectinata
Lineage: Eukaryota; Metazoa; Arthropoda; Insecta; Diptera; Drosophilidae
Gene: CCHa1-R
Product: CCHamide-1 receptor
Biological process (GO): G protein-coupled receptor signaling pathway
Cellular component (GO): plasma membrane
Molecular function (GO): neuropeptide receptor activity
Source: RefSeq, a predicted model, not a curated record
CUUGUUUUGGGGCAGUGAGUAUCGUGGCAUGUGCUCUUCUCGUUAACCGGUGGUGUAUCCUGUUUAAGUGGCAUCACUUCCCAUCCCAAAACAUUAAUUUGGGGGCCGAAAUGAAGUGGCCGCGUGUGGGGCCUGGAAUCGCAUAAAAACACGGAAACACGGAAAACACUUUAACGCAAAUCCAGAUAAAAUUGAAUGCAAAAAUGCAGCAGCCAACGAGCCGUGAAGGAAAUAAAUGAAUCAUGUUGGCUUAAACAGUUUCCAUUUAGUUGGGCAAGAAAUAACAUUAAAGGAGACCAAAUCGAGUAAAGUCAGCAGCAGAAGCAUCAGAACCCCCUCCCAGAACCCGCACGAAUCCCUCGAUGAUAGCCAAGUUGGUCAGCAUGGAAACCGACUUCGACAUGGGACGGGACACUUCUGAGGAUUCACCACAGCUUCCCUACCCGUACAACAUUACGCAGGCUCUCUGGGAUCUGGCUGCCACGUCCACCCAGUGGCCUCUCCUGGACUUGGGAGCCGAAAAUUCCAGCGAACUGGCUGUGACAGAGACACCCUACGUGCCAUACGGUCGCCGUCCGGAAACCUACAUUGUUCCCAUCCUGUUCGCUCUGAUCUUCGUGGUCGGUGUCCUGGGCAAUGGCACCCUGAUUGUGGUCUUCCUGAGUGUGCGCCAGAUGCGGAAUGUUCCAAACACCUAUAUUUUAUCACUGGCACUGGCGGAUCUUCUGGUUAUUGUAACCACAGUGCCCCUGGCAUCUACCAUCUACACGGUGGAGUCCUGGCCCUGGGGCGGCUUCCUAUGCAGUUUGUCGGAAUUUAUGAAGGAUGUAUCCAUUGGUGUAUCGGUGUUUACGCUGACAGCUCUGUCGGGAGAUCGAUACUUUGCCAUUGUGGAUCCCCUAAGAAAGUUUCAUGCACAUGGGGGAGGACGUCGAGCUACUAGAAUGACUUUGGCCAUAGCCGUUUCCAUUUGGUUGUUGGCCAUACUCUGCGGUAUGCCAGCUCUUUUGGGCAGUUACAUUAAGCAACUUAUCAUCAACGAAAAGUCUAUUAUUUACUGCUAUCCUUAUCCAGAAGGUUGGGGUGAAAACUAUGCCAAAACCAUGGUACUUCUCCACUUCCUGGUUUAUUAUGCCAUUCCCCUGGUGAUUAUCGCAGUGUUCUACAUCCUCAUCGCCCUCCACUUGAUGUAUUCGGCCAGUGUUCCGGGCGAAAUCCAGGGAGCUGUACGCCAGGUUCGAGCCCGUCGAAAGGUGGCCGUUACAGUUCUGGCCUUUGUUGUAAUCUUUGGCAUUUGCUUUCUACCCUAUCACGUAUUUUUCCUAUGGUUUUACUUCUGGCCCACCGCCCAGGAAGAUUACAAUGCCUUUUGGCAUGUGCUGCGCAUCGUUGCCUACUGCAUGUCCUUCGCCAACAGCUGCGCCAAUCCUGUUGCCCUCUACUUUGUGAGCGGCGCCUUUCGCAAGCAUUUCAAUAGAUACCUGUUUUGCCGCGGAGCCAGUGGCCGCCGGAAGAAGCGCAGCCAGCACGACACCUUCUGUAUGCACCGGGACACCUCGCUGACCAGCACCGCUUCCAAGCGCUACCAGUCCCGCCAUUCCUGCUACCAGAGCACCAUCCGCAGCUGUCGCCUGCAGGAGACGACGAUAACUACUCUGCCAAAUGGCAGCAAUCUGAACGGAGCCCCCAUUUCCACCACAGAACUGGCGCUGCCCGUCAUGGUCCAGGCCACCGGUCACAAUGAGGCGCCGCCGAGCUACGAGUUCUCCUCUUUGAAGGAAUUUGGUCAGCAGUCCCGAGCGCACCCACCAAAAUUCCAGGAAUCCCUAUUGAAUUGAAGUCACAGAAGCAAAAGGUUUUAAACGGAGCUUACAGGAUGUCUAUAUACAGGCAGCGCAAAAUAUAUAGCACAGUUAUCUGGUUUCUUUGAUUUGUUAGAAAUGGUAGCUGAAAGUAGAUAAUAUACAAAAUAGCCAAAGUAUAAAUACGUCUUUCCUAAUUUAAUUUGUAAACUUUCUUUAAAAACUCUACUUUCAUUCGCAGCUACCUUUAUUGAAAACAUACAUUUAAAAGUCAGACAAAAGCCCAUCCAACAAACAGAAGCUAGGAUAUGUCCUUUGAAAAAACUUUGCCUAAAAGUUUAAGUAACUUGUCUAGAAUGUAAAUACCCAAAGAAAAAGCAUAAAAAGGAAAUAUGUAUUUCGAUGUGUUUUCUGUGUGUGUCAAGUAAUGUCCUAAAGGUUAAGCAUAAAUGUAAACUGUGUCUGUUCCAAACUAAAGUAUUGCAGCCGUGACACUGCUUUAAGCUAAAUACAUUUUA